Molecule: messenger RNA, 522 nt
Organism: Seminavis robusta
Lineage: Eukaryota; Bacillariophyta; Bacillariophyceae; Naviculales; Naviculaceae
Source: the annotation of a GenBank genome assembly
AUGAAGCUUUCUCUCUUUGCCGCAACCGUUAUUGCCGUGACAACCACGGGCGUCCAAAGCUUUACUGCUCCAACUCUCCCUCGACAAUCUGCGGUCCCCCUUUUGGCUCAGAAGAAUGAUUGGAUCGGUGCGGCGGCAGUAACUGCAACUUUGGGAUGGACGUUGGCGGCUCAAGUAGCUGUUGCUACACCACCACUACCACCACAAGAGCAAAUGGUUCCUUCUUCGUCAGUGAUGGUAUCCGUGGAGAAAUUAGAUUUCUCCUUGCCCAGCUACGAUGCCGCUCGAUCGAAUGAAGGUGGUUUUGGAGUAGGAUCGGAAGCUCGAUUGGGUCAAAAUCCUGCCGAUUUCGAAAAGUCCAAGCAAGACGAGGCCAUGAAAAAGGCAGAGGAGGCAAGGUUGGCCCGCAAGGAAGCUUUGAAACAAGAACGAAUCCAACGCAAUGAAGAUCAAAUCCGAGCUGCCGAAGCCAAGAAGCAGCGAGAUGCACAGAAACUUGCCGACUUUUUUGGAGGACAAUAG